Molecule: messenger RNA, 1808 nt
Organism: Paralichthys olivaceus (Japanese flounder)
Lineage: Eukaryota; Metazoa; Chordata; Actinopteri; Pleuronectiformes; Paralichthyidae
Gene: pla2g12a
Product: phospholipase A2, group XIIA
Biological process (GO): arachidonate secretion; phospholipid metabolic process; lipid catabolic process
Cellular component (GO): extracellular region
Molecular function (GO): A2-type glycerophospholipase activity; calcium ion binding
Source: RefSeq, a predicted model, not a curated record
CCACGUGACAGCGUCAAACCCGGAAACGACCUCCCCCCCCCCCGGCCGCGUCAGGUGACAUCACUCCGACUUGAGGUGACGUGAAAACAAGCAGAAACGAAAGUUGAGAUGACGCCGAGACAAACCACCGAGAAAUAAACAAACGUGAAGUCGAGCCAACGUGUCGGGUUCGGGUCUGUGAGCCAAACGUGACGGGGGUCAUGUUGUGCCACAGGGGCCUCGGCCGUGUUGUCCUUCUGGGGCUGCUCUGCUGCGGGGUUUUCCCACGUGUGUUCUCCUGGAAGCAGGAGCCGGAGACUCCGGACUGGAGGACCACCCUGAAAACCAUCCGCAACGGAAUACACAAGAUCGACACGUACCUGAACGCAGCACUGGACCUGUUCGGGGGAGAUGACGGGCUGUGUCAUUACAGGUGUAGUGAUGGUUACAAGCCGGUGCCUCGUCCUGGGUACAAGCAGCCGCCACCCAACGGAUGUGGCUCCCCACUCUUCGGAUUCAAGUUUGACAUCGGCAUCCCGUCCAUGACCAAAUGCUGUAACCAGCACGAUCGCUGCUACGACUCGUGCGGCCGAGAGAAGCAUGACUGCGAUGAGCAGUUCCAGGACUGUCUGGAGACCAUCUGCAGGAACGUGCAAAGAACUCUGGGAUUGGAGCAGAGUGUCCAAGCUUGUGAGACGGCGGUGAAUCUGUUGUUCGAUGCUGUGAUGCACAUGGGAUGUAAACCGUACCUGGACAGCCAGAGAGACUCCUGUGUGUGUCAGUAUGAAAUGAAGAGGGAACUGUGACACGGCCACAGAAACGAAUCGUAAAAGACUGGUUUCAGAGGCACAACACCGAGAGAGGAGAGAAACCCCAGCAAUAUCCUUCUUGUUCACACUCGAAGAUUUUCUCAGGGACAGAGUGUGGGUAGAGUUGCUCCGCUCCCUUUUUUGUCUGAAUUUGAAAGACACACUUCUGUUAGACAAGUGAAUGUGAAAUUACUUUAGUUUACAUCUGUGGACAAUUAAUAUAUUUCCUGUGCAGUUAAUUAUUUAUAUUUUGUCAAAACUGUAUGACGUGUUUGUCUUUUGAGAGUAUUUGGGGUUUUCCUGGGUUUGAAUGUGUACGACCAAAUGUGUAAAGCUAAGUCAGUUUAACCUGAAGGAUUUUAGUUGGUGUACAGCUGAACAUGCUUCAUAGAGCAUUUUGUCCACAGUCAACAAGAUUUUCUGAGGUUUAAAUGUAGCAUUUUUUCUGUGAAUGAGCAACUGAUUUUAAACUCAGCACAACAAACUAAUUGAACAGCCUCACUGUAUCUUUAUUUACCCAAUUAUUAUUAUCACCUCUUUGCAUUGUUAUGUCCAGAAAACCUUAAAUAAAUGAUUAGAUAAUAACUGGCCAUAUCACCCAUGGGCUUAAUAGAAACGUGAUUGGCAAGUUAGUAAAGAAUGUGUCUCUACAGCAUCUAAAACAAUUUUUUUAUAAAAACUGUUUUGUUUCUACCUUUUAUAAAAUCAGUCAAAUAUUGCAUGAAGGGAGACACUACAGUGAACUCAGCUGAGGCAAAUGUGAUAACAUUGUGUAGACACUGGAUUCAAAUGUCACUACAAUAAUGAAACAUGUCUUUAUGUAGUACAGUCAUUAAUAGUCAUUAAUAUUGGAGAAACUGUUUAUCUUUCAUGCAGCACAUGUUAUUAAAGUUAAUUCACGUUAAUUCAUUCAUCCAUGCUUAUCCAGAUCAUUUUUAAUGAUCGACUGCAACAUAGCUGAAACAAUAAGUCGAUUAACCAAUAAGUUGCUCAACAAAAAAUAAUUGGCAACUCGUUCUU